AUGAGGGUCGAAUAUAGCCAGAACGAAGUAGCUGACGAGCUGAAGUCGAAGUGGUGUCUUGUCUAUGUCAAGUCCGACGACACGGCGUCCCUAGAGCCUUUGGAAUUCGUGGAGAGUACGUCGUAGAAUUCACUUUGCGAUAAUUUGAUCUGACGAUACUCCAGAACAUCCGUCGCAGCCGCUUUACGUGGACAGAGUCUCUCGGUCUUUAUUGCAGUGGGAGCAGAAGAUCAAGGUGCCAGUGUCUGCCAAGCCGAGGUCUCACGCCAGCAAGACCACCCAGGAGGAUUUCCGUAUCUCGAAAGAAGGCGCUUGGGGAAGCAACGGCAUGGUCCAGGAUUGCGAUGGGUCAUAUGUCUCGAUACUGGUGUUCAAUCGGAUCGCAAAGAACAUGACAUGGAAACGUGUAGCCGGGCGGGUGAAGUCAUAUAUGGUGUUCGAGGAGCCCCUUGUUUGA
This is a messenger RNA of Lecanosticta acicola, 457 nucleotides long. Lineage: Eukaryota; Fungi; Ascomycota; Dothideomycetes; Mycosphaerellales; Mycosphaerellaceae. The record is from the annotation of a GenBank genome assembly.